AUGCAAAUACUACCGUCCCUGAACAUGUUUCUAGGGCUAUCCAAACUGUUGUUUCUGUCCACAAUCGCGGCGCACAGCUCGGCCAGCAGUAGCAGUUUUGACCCCCUCCAAUAUGUCGAUCCCCUGAUUGGGACGUCCAAUGGGGGUCAUGUUUUUGCCGGCGCUAGUUUACCAUUCAGCAUGGCCAAGGCUGGACCCGAUUCCGAUUACGACAAUGCGGGAGGCUUUUCUACAGAUUCUGGCAGUAUUAUGGGCUUCUCUCAUAUGCAUGAUUCCGGCACUGGCGGUUCACCAUCGCUCGGUCUUUUUCCCAUUUUCCCGCACCCAAACUGCACGAAUGACGAUGUUACUCAAUGUGCCUACAGCUCACCAAAUAGAAACACCGGUUAUGCGGGAGAUUCGCUCACUGCUAAGCCGGGUUAUUUUGGUCUAACACUAUUCAACGGCGUGCAGGUGGAGAUAACAGUUACAAACCACACGGCAUUGUAUCGCUUCACCUUUGACCCCAAUGUGCAAUACAAUAGCCCCGUGAUUCUAGUAGAUCUGGGAGAUUUGCCACAAUCACGAGCAAGUGGCACGGCUGUUGUAGAUCCAACCUCUGGUCAGCUCUUGGUUAGUGGGACAUUUGGCCCUAGCUUUGGUUCUGGUAGCUAUGCAUCCUAUGCAUGCAUUGACUUUGCAGGAGCUGGAAUUCGGAACACUGGAACUUUCUUCGGAGACGAGGUGGCUCUGCAACCCGACAAUACAACUCAAGCGGUGGGAGGUUACGCUUCUGCUCCGGCUGCAGGGGCAUGGACACAGUUUGCUGGACCGGUGAGGAACGAGCUUCUCGUUCGAGUUGGACUAAGUUUCAUAAGCAACGAGAAUGCCUGUAGUAAUGGACAAAGUGAGAUCCCGAACUUUGAUUUUGACGCGACAUACGAAGCAGCAAAAGAAGCGUGGACAGAAAAGCUUAACGUUAUUUCUGUAAAGCCCGGUGGUGCUUCUGAUGACUUGCAAACGUCUUUCUGGAGCGGUCUUUAUAGGUCGAUGUUGAGCCCACAGGACUAUACGGGCCAGAAUCCUCUAUGGCAGAGCGAUGAGCCUUACUAUGACAGCUAUUACUGUAUCUGGGACUCUUUCCGUUCUGUCCAUCCUCUUCUCACUCUCAUCGAUCCUUAUUCUCAGUCUCGCAUGGUUCGCAGCCUUGUUGACAUAUACCGAAACGAGGGCUAUCUUCCUGAUUGCCGCAUGUCACUAUGCAAGGGAUUCACACAAGGAGGUUCAAAUGCGGAUAUUGUUAUCACUGAUGCCUAUAUUAAAGGGAUUCCAGAUGUUGACUGGGAUACUGCUUAUGAAGCUAUCGUCAAGGAUGCCGAGGUGGAGCCAGAUAACUGGUCUGUAGAAGGGCGUGGAAAUUUAGACAGUUGGCACAAUCUUGGAUAUGUUCCUAGCCAUGACGACGACCCCAAUACAUCCGGCUUCAUGACAGGCAGUAUCUCACGAACCGUGGAAUACGCAUACAACGACUUUUGUAUUGCCACCAUGGCUAAUAAAACAGGUAAUUCAGCCGACUAUAGCAAAUACCUCGGUCGAGCACAAAACUGGAAGAAUAUUUUCAAUAAUGAUACUACCUCAAGUAUCAAUGGAGUGGAUACUGGUUUCGUUGGCUUCUUCCAACCGAAGUAUAACAACGGGAGCUGGGGCACUCAGGAUCCGAUAUUUUGUUCACCGUUAUUGGACUUUACAUCUUGCUAUCUUUUUGAGGAAAACUAUGAGACCUACGAGGGAAGUGUCUGGUUAUACACAUUUUUUGUCCCACAAGACAUGGGCGAUCUGAUUACUACCCUCGGUGGCAAAGGCAGCUUUACUAGCCGUCUCUCCUACCUCCACGACUCCGGGCUUCUCUAUAUUGGCGACGAACAGGCUUUCCUUCCCGUCUACCAGUUCCACUACGCCGGUCGCCCCAGUCUAUCUACGAAACAAGCCCACACCUAUAUCCCAUCCCAGUUCAACAAUUCCAACAGUGGAAUCCCCGGGAACGAUGACUCCGGCGCUAUGGGCUCCUUUGAAUCGCUAAGCAUGAUGGGUAUUUGGCCUGUCGCCGGUCAAGACGUUUACCUAAUCAGUCCACCGUUCUUCGAAGAAGUGUCAAUUACAAAUGCUCUUACGGGAAAAGUGGCAACGAUUCGCAAUCUUAAUUUCGACUCUUCUUAUACGAAUAUUUACAUCCAAAAUAUUACUAGGGACGGACAACCCUGGACUAACAAUUGGAUAAGUCAUGAUUUUUUCCUCAAUGGAGGAACGUUGGAGAUUACGCUUGGUGACAGUGAGAGUUCUUGGGGUACAAACACGGAGGAUUUGCCGCCGAGUUUGACACCUUAUACCUUUUAG
Messenger RNA from Talaromyces rugulosus, 2373 nucleotides. RefSeq lists its product as uncharacterized. Gene Ontology annotation, cellular component: nucleus; cytosol. NCBI's taxonomy places the organism in Eukaryota, Fungi, Ascomycota, Eurotiomycetes, Eurotiales, Trichocomaceae. The record is from RefSeq and is a predicted model, not a curated record. Gene Ontology annotation, molecular function: peptide-N4-(N-acetyl-beta-glucosaminyl)asparagine amidase activity; carbohydrate binding. Bases 1 to 2373 code for a protein of 790 amino acids. Gene Ontology annotation, biological process: protein quality control for misfolded or incompletely synthesized proteins; protein deglycosylation; glycoprotein catabolic process. The transcript has 6 exons.